Plectropomus leopardus (leopard coralgrouper) is the source of this 2725-nucleotide messenger RNA. RefSeq names its product collagen, type X, alpha 1b (gene col10a1b). NCBI's taxonomy places the organism in Eukaryota, Metazoa, Chordata, Actinopteri, Perciformes, Serranidae. The record is from RefSeq and is a predicted model, not a curated record. Gene Ontology annotation, molecular function: protein binding.
CCCAGUGCUGUGGAAAGCAGCAGCCGCCACUCAAGACUGACAGACUCCACAACUAAGGAUAUAAACAGAGAAGUGCCGGGACAGCAGCCUCCCGACGCCCCCCCCCCCCCCUACUGUUUCACUGGAGCGUAAACCUUCCCGGUUUAGCUUCCCAAGAUGGACCUGAGGGUAACAAGCGUUCUCCUCGUCCUCCUCGCUUUGGUUGAGGCCACUCCUGAGAGGUACUACAGUGUGCCAAAAGUGAGCAAGACUCCUUACCCCGUCAAAAGUCAUGCCGUUGCAGGCCAGCCAGGUCCUCCAGGUCCUCCAGGUGAGCCUGGAGCAAUGGGACCAAUGGGACCUCCUGGAAAGAGUGGUGUAGGACAUACUGGACCACAAGGCCCAGCUGGACCUCCCGGACCCCCUGGCUACUCUGCGCAAGGUAAACCCGGUACCCCAGGUGGCCCUGGAAAACCAGGUACCCCUGGCAUCCCUGGUGAGAGAGGUGCAACUGGCGCAACAGGACCAAUGGGUCCCAGAGGUGCACCUGGUUCACCUGGUACACCUGGACCUCCUGGAAUUCAUUCUGUUGGAAAACCUGGACCAGCUGGCAUCCAUGGAGCAAUGGGACCAAGAGGAGAGCCUGGUUUGAAGGGACACCCUGGUAUUCCUGGCCUUCCUGGCACUAAAGGAGAGAGAGGUGUUGGAGUUCCUGGGGUUCAAGGACCUCCAGGAGCAGUUGGACCAAUGGGCCCAGCUGGAAUGCCUGGAAAACCUGGAACUGGUAUACCUGGUGCUACUGGCUAUCCUGGAGAACCUGGCAAGUCUGGUGCCCCAGGAAGAGAUGGUGCUCCUGGGCCAAUGGGUAUGCCAGGACCAAAGGGUCACACUGGGGCUCCAGGCACAGGAGCGGCAGGGAAACCAGGCCAGAAUGGUACCCCGGGUCUGCCUGGACCUAUGGGUGCUAAAGGUCCACAGGGUCCAGCAGGUCAGCCAGGCUCCCCUGGCAUGCCAGGUGUUGGCAAAACAGGCGAACCUGGAAUCCCAGGUAGCAGAGGAGCCCCCGGUACUCCAGGAACCACUGGUCAGAAAGGAGAGCCAGGCCCAACUGGUUAUACUGGUCAGCCAGGUGCUCCUGGUCCUAUUGGCCCAGCUGGUCCACAGGGUGCAAGAGGAUUCCAAGGUGAGGGAGGCCCAUCAGGACCCAAAGGCGAUAUUGGUAUGGUAGGUGCACCAGGCCCAAGGGGAACCAAGGGUGAACCAGGAGCUCAUGGUCUCACUGGAAAACCAGGUGUCCCAGGGGCAGUAGGUCCUGCAGGACUCCCAGGCCAUAAUGGUCCUCAGGGUCAGAAGGGUGCACAAGGCCAUACCGGUGCCCCUGGAAUCCCAGGUGCAAAUGGUGCCCCGGGACUAAAAGGGCACACAGGCCCCGCAGGAGGACCAGGGAAAAGUGGUGAGAAUGGAAGACCAGGACCCAUGGGACCAGCUGGCCCCCCUGGCCCACCAGGUCCUGCUGGAUUUAAGGGCCAUCCAGGUCUUCCAGGUCCACCUGGCCCAGCUGGCUUGACAGCCAAGGGAGUUUCUGGUCCAAUGGGUGCACCUGGAAUUCCAGGUGCCAGAGGUAACGAUGGUCCACAAGGACCUAUGGGUCCUCCUGGUCCACCUGGCCCACCAGGAGAGGUAGUCUACCACCAUGAGAAGAGCAUGCCAAUCAAGACCCAUGAGCUUGUGAUGUCUCAAGAGAUGGUUAAGGCCCCCAUGUCCGCCUUCAGUGCUGUGCUGACCAGAGCCUACCCCCCAGCUGCAACCCCUAUUCAGUUCAACCAGGUUCUAUACAAUGGAGAGGGCCACUAUGAUGAACACCAUGGUGUGUUUACCUGCCAGAUCCCAGGCCUCUACUAUUUCAGCUAUCACAUGCACGUCAAUGGCGCCAAUGCAUUGGUGGCCCUCUACAAAAACGAGGAGCCAGUUCUCUUCAGCUAUGAUGAGUACAACAAGGGCUUCCUGGAUCAGAUGUCAGGCAGUACUGUACUUAUGCUGCAUUCCGGUGACAGAGUCUAUGUCCAGGUCCCUGAUGAGGAGAGCAAUGGCAUAUUUGCAGCAGAUAAUGUUCACUGUGCUUUCUCUGGGUUUUUGAUUGUCGCAACGUGAUUUCACAAAUCCAAAUAAACCUCAAAAUCUUGCAAUCAUUGAACUACUCAGAGAAGUACUCAGUUAAAAUUCCAAAUUGUGAUUGUGGAUUAGAAAAUAUAAGGUUGAAAUUUUAAAAAUAUUCAAAUCUUUACAAAAAAUAAAAAGUCUUUACUUUGCUGACAAAUGACUCAACUGACAAAGGUAUUAAUGCUGAGAAAAAUAUUAAGUGGGUGGUUCAAAUUAGUCCCCUUCCCCAGUUUACCAUGUGUGUGCCUUUGCAAUUUUAAAAAACAUGAAACAUUGGAAGAUAUCUUAAGUGGUGCUUUACAACUACCUGUAACAUUUACAGCACGUCUUUUAUUUGUGUUUGUUUUUAUUAAUGUCUGUUGUUUAAGAAUUUUCCUGUAAUAUAGAUACAAAAGACACGUAAAACUGUUGUACUAUAUGUUAUUAGAGAUCAUUCUCACAAGCACUGUGAUUAGGAAAACCACACAGAAUGAGAAAUUCAAAGUGCAUUAUUUUUUUCAAAAUAACUAUGUCCCAUUGGAUGUGUAAGUUAUCUACCACUUUCUGACCAAAACACAGAAUAAAAGUUCUAGUUUGAAAAAGAAAA